CUUUAAGAAAUCUCUCCAGUUCUGUGUGGGUAAGCUCUUCAGGGAAGUCCUACCUUUCUGAGCAGCUAUUUUUGAAGACAGGUGGUGAGACAGGCUCUAGGACUACGUGUCCCAUUAGGAAACUUUAGAAGAGGUAGACACAUCUGCUGGUUUACCAGUUUCUGACUUCCUGCUGAGCUGAAAACAACUUGUUUUGUGGAAAAGCAAAACUCAGCAGCAAACAUCUAAAAUGAAGAGCCCCCAAACUUUUGAGGAGCAAACGGAGUGCAUCGUGAACUCUCUACUCACAGACUUCUUAGGCACCACGUUGCAGGUUGCUAACCGGGAGCUAUGUUCUGUAGACCAACCAGAUUCAGGAGAGGCUUGCUCUUUUGACGUGGCCAUCAUUGCUGGUCGCCUUCGGAUGUUGGGUGACCAGUUCAACGGAGAAUUGGAAGCUUCUGCCAAAAACAUCAUUGCAGAAACCAUUCGGGGACAGGCAGGAGCUGUACUUCAGAACACAGUAAAAUUUCUCAGCCAGACCUGGUGUGCUCAGGAUUCCAGCUUAGUGUAUGAGAGAGCCUUUCUGGCAGUAUCAGUGAAACUUCUUGAAUAUGUGGUCCACAUAGCUCCUGAAAUGGCAAGACAGAUGGCUAUCCCUAUGACAAAUAUGAUCAAUGGCAACAGUGCCAUCCGGGAGUUCAUCCAGGGCCAGGGAGGUUGGGAAAAUCUGGAGAGCUGAAGAAGAGGUGGAGCUGUUUACCAGCCUGAACACUGCUUCCUCUUUGAUCGGGUGAUUGAUUUCUGGCAAUUAAAACAGACAAAACAACCAAAUCAAAAACCACUUUCUUUGGGACAGAACUGAACUUAGCUGAAUAAUUUAUUUUCUGCUGAUUAUUAAAGUUGGGAGCAGCUCCCAGAGGUCUACAGAGAUUUUACACUUUCUGUUUUUAUGUGAGUUUUAAUGAGGUUCUGUUAAAGCAAAGACCUCCAGACACAAAGUAAUGACUUGUUAGUGGUGGAAUUCCAGGCAACAGGACAGGCCUUUGCUGGAGAUAUUUUGGGAAAAAGGGAGCAUAUAGUAAACUACUCCUUCACAUCUAGACUUGUCCUUUGGUAAGGAUCUUGUCUACUAAUUUUGCAGUCUAAAGGAUUUCAGGGAGAUUUUUAGUUGGAAAAUCUUGUUAUUUUAAGUUGAGGAUUUUCUUUUAAAUUCAUAACCUAAAUUUCAUGUUAAUUUCACCUGAGCAGAAUUACUUUAUGCAUUUUCAAGAUUGGAAGCAAAAAAUAACAGUUUGUUCAUUGGCUCUUCUACUAGAAAGGCCAAAGAAAGAUAAAAGAGUUACUGCAUUUUUACUGCCACAGGAUGCAGGAAGUCCUGACCCACAUCUACGACAGUAGGGCCAUCCCAGCUUAGAUGAAGCUAGCUGCAUACCGCAGCGUUUUUCAAAGUGUGGUUCAUGUACCACUUGUGGACCUUAUAAAUUGCUGAUUUCCAGUCUCCAUCCCUAGAUACUCUGAUUCUGUAGAAGCGGUCUGGGGCCUAGGAUCAUACCUUUUUAACCAGUUCCACAGGUGAUUCUGAUUACAUAAUAGAGUUUGAGACCUAUCACUUUAGAGCAGGGGUUGGAAAAUUACAAUUCACAGGCCAAAUCCGGCCUGCUGCUUUUUUCUGUAAAUAAAGUUUUAUUGAAAUGCAGCUACACUCAUUUGUUUACAUAUUGUCUAUAGCUGUUUUAGCACUGCAAUGGCAGAGUUGAGUAGUUACAGCAGACACCGUACAGCCAUAAAGCUUAAGAUAUUUACCAUCUGGACCUUUACAGAAAAAGUCUGCAGACUCCUUCUCUAAAGUUAAAUGAACAUUUCUCCUUGAAUAAUUUAAACUCUGUUGCAAUCCUAAUCAUUCCUGCCAAACACAGUUGUAGAUACGAUAACUCUUUCUACAGAAUUUAGUCUAAGAAUGUUUGUUAGCUCUUGUAUAGUCCACACUUUCUCUAGGACCUUUGGCAAGUCAGAGAGCUCUGUGACUCCUGAGUAGUCAAUAGAAGGUAUACAUUUCCUUGGCCCUACCACAAGUGAUUGAAAGUGAAACAUAUGGUUCUAUACUCUGUGUAUCUCAUAAUAGUCCUUAAUAAUCUCAUAGAUUAGUAGGCAAUCAUCAAGUGGAGACUCUUUCAUCCAAAAGCCCCAAAACCAGACUACUUACUGAUUAUCAAGAAGAAAAGCAUUGCUGUAUCUAUUUUUGAAGAAAGGCAUUAAUGGCUUUGGCUAAAGUUUAACAAAGCUAACCACAUCCCCUCCCUUCAGCCAGCCAGCCAUCUGGCUCUCCUAAAUGCAAAGAAAUAAAGAUGUAGAGCUGCAAAUAUAUUUUGACUUUUUUCAAGUUAUGCUAUUUCUUCUAUUCUUAGAUAAAUCAUAGUAGAGGUUAGUAAUCCAGAAAUGAGAUUUCAUGUUUCUCUUUAGUUGAAAGUAGCUUUUUUUGCUACUAAUUUAAGACACUUUAUGUAUGCCUUUGUCUCUUACAUUACUGUAAACUCAACACAUGGUGAGUUUUGUGGUAUUUGACCUCUCAGGCGAAAUCACUAUUUUCACUUUGACUAAGGCAGUUCUGUUCAUGAAAUAAAAUUCCUCUGUCUAUGCAUUUGAACUAAUUCUCAUUAAGUGUAAUCUAAAUUUAAUGAUAUAGAAAUAGGGAACAGAGUGGUGGUUGUCAGGGGCAGCGGGUGGAGGGUGGGGGAAAUAGGUGAAGGUGGUCAAAGGGUACAAACUUCCAGUUAUAAGAUGAAAAAGUUCUGGGGAUGUAAUGUACAUCAUGGUGACUAUAGUUAACAAUACUUUAUUGUAUAUUUGAAAGUUGCUACAAGAGUAAAUUUUUAAAGUUCUCACCACACACAAAAAAAUUAUUUAACUAGGUAAGGUGACGGAUAUGUUAACUAACAUUAUUGGGGUAAUCAUUUCACAAUAUAUACAUAUAUCAAAUCAUUACGAGGUACAACUUAAACUUACACAAUGUUAUAUGUUGACGAUAUCUCAAUAAAGCUGAAAAAAAAUAAAUCGAAUGAUAAACAUCAGAGGCCAGCAGCCUCCUCUUUCUCUUUUCUUUUCCCUCUUAGCCAUACCAUCUCCCUUUCCAUCCUAUAUUACCCAUAAAACAUCAGAAUGUGAAUCUAGCUCCAGGUAUACUGCAGUAUCUUGAGAUUGCGGAUAUAACGCCCAUGGGGAUUAGACCAGCCCCAUGGGUAAAGCAGCUCUGGCCUGGGUGUUGUGUUUGUUGCUAGGCCACCCUAUCCUAGGAGAGCUGAAGUGACUGGGCUACAGGAAGAAGACACUGUAGCUCAGAGAUUUGAGAAUACAUUCAGAUUGUCUGAUUUUAACAGUUUAAUAAUCAUCUGACAUUGGGCAAGUAAUCCAAUUCCUUUGCGCCUUAGUUUCUACAUCUUAAAAUAGAGACAAUUUGGUAACUAAUUCACAGGAUUGUUGUGAGGGAUAAAUGAAACAAUACACUUUGUAAAGGGCUUAGCCCAUUGCCUGAAAAUAUUUCAAGCACUGUACCAUUAACAAUUUGGAGCCCCUGUGAUUUGGAGUUCAUAAAGUUCUAGGCUUGACUUUUUUCCUCUCCAUUAACUCUGUCUCUCACAAAGGCAAGCCAAUCAUAUGACUUUACCUUUUGCUUCGAUGUGAGUGAUUCCUAAGUCUGACUUAUUUCCCUUCUUCUCAAAUUCAUACCCACAAACUCUAAUUCUUUGUUUCUAUACACCUUUCUUAUCCCCAUACUUUCCCAGAUUGUCAUCCAACUAGCUCAAAAUCUCACUCAUUUUUCCCUUCUCCCUCUCUCCAGCCCUGCUCACCUAGUCUUUCUCACUUAUUCCUUCCUUUUGGUCCUGAUUCGCUCUAUGAGAGCUCACUACCACCUGCCUGGACUAUUGGUAAAAACUACUGGUCAGGCUUUCAAUUGAUUGUCCUAUUCCAGGCUUGCCCCAUUCCAGUCUGUUGUAUAUACUGCCACCAUAUUGACCAAAGUUGUGGUUUCUUUGCCCAGUGUUUUGAUUCAUUUUUAGAUAUGGUAUAAUUCAUUUUGAAAUUUUACAUAUCACUGAAGGAGAUUAUGAGACUUUCAAAAAACUGAUCAGAAGCGGGAAUUUAUUUUUAAAAAAUCAAGAAAAAUUUUCCCAAAGCAUUGCUUUGAUUGCCAUCUCUUAAAAUCUUUCUGUGGAACUUUUGAAGGUGAUUGGAUAUGUUGAUUAUCUUGAUUUUGGUGAUGGUUUCAUAUGUGUAUACACAUGCCAAAACUUAUCAAACUGUACACUUUGAAAUGUAUAGUUUAUUGUAUGUCAA
Molecule: messenger RNA, 4314 nt
Organism: Diceros bicornis minor
Lineage: Eukaryota; Metazoa; Chordata; Mammalia; Perissodactyla; Rhinocerotidae
Gene: BCL2L15
Product: BCL2 like 15
Exons: 4
Coding region: 230-721 (163 amino acids)
Biological process (GO): regulation of apoptotic process
Cellular component (GO): cytosol; nucleus
Source: RefSeq, a predicted model, not a curated record